GGUCGCUGCGGUGGCGGUGGCUGAGGCAGGGCUGGGCCUCCCUGUUGGUGGGCCUCUCUGCUUGUUCUCUCUGCUCCUCUGCUAUCGUCUCCGUGGCCCCUGGGAGCUCAUCACUCCCCUCCCCGGGGCCGCUGGCUGGACGGCAGCUGGCAGAGCGAUGGGCACCUCGCCCCGUCUCCCCUCCCCCCGCCCCGUUGCCCCGCCUGCGCUAGGCUGGGCGGCGGGGUCAGGGGCCGAGCGGAGCGGGGUGAGUAUUCCCACAGCCUUUGCUGGUCCCUCUUCCCGGCUGUGCUUCCCGCACGGUCCUCGCCCCACUCCUGGGAUGUUAUCAUCUAGUAUGGAAGAAGAUGAGUUCUUCGGAGAAAAAACAUUCCAGAGUUUUUGUGCAGAAUUCAUCAAACAUUCACAGCAGAUAGGUGAUGGUUGGGAAUGGAGAACUUCGAAGGACUGUUCUGAAGGCUACAUGUGCAAAACACAUUUUCAAAUUAAACCUGGGACACAGGUGUCACAUCCAGAAACAUCUGCCCAUGUGCAGACAUGUCUUCCCAUGGAGGAGGCUUUAGAGCUACCCCUGGAUGAUUUUGAAGUGCCUGAGACUACAACGGGCAGCGAAGUGAUUAAAUAUGAGUAUCAUGUCUUAUACUCCUGUAGCUACCAAGUGCCUGUGCUUUACUUUAGGGCAAGCUUUUUAGAUGGAAAACCUUUAGCUCUGAAGGACAUAUGGGAAGGAAUCCAUGAGUGUUAUAAGACACGGCUGCUGCAGGAGCCAUGGGACACCAUUACCCAACAGGAGCAUCCAAUACUUGGGCAGCCCUUUUUUGUACUUCAUCCCUGCAAGACGAAUGAAUUCAUGACUCCUCUGUUAAAGAAUUCUCGAAAAAUCAAUAGGAGUGUCAACUAUAUCACGUCAUGGCUGAGCGUUGUAGGGCCAGUUGUUGGGCUAAAUCUACCGCUGAGUUAUGCCAGAACAACCUCUCAGGAUGAAUGAAAUGUCAAUUGACAAGGCCUUUUCCAGUUCUAUGUAUAGCUCCAACAAGCUGGACUGACUUCUUAACAUUUGUCUGGGCAUUCCCCUGAGCCUCCUGGCAGUUAAGAAUAUCCAGGAGAUGUGUGUUCACGAGGCAGCCCACUUGGAGGAAGCAGUCAGGGAGAGGGGAUUAUCUGCUGGCCGAUCACAGAAGACUGUGCCCGCACUUUUGGUCUGUAGGUUUCGGGGCUGAGCUCUCACACAGGGAGCAGAAGUAGAGAACGGGUUAAUUCAAACUGCUAGAAAAGCUGAAAGUAAAUUUUAAAAUGCUGAGCUGCACAUAUUCAUGCUGGGAUGAGAGCCUGCUUACAUGCUUGCUGGGCAUUUUGGUAUUUACCACUUAACAUCUUUUCAACUUCUGCAGGGAUUUUUCCCCCCACUCUCCCUAAUGUAAACACAGAUUUCUCAGCAAGUCAUUUCUCAGACCAUGUCAUUUCUAGGGUAAAAAAACCCUAAAUAAAUUAUAAUAAUGUGUCAUCUGGAUGAUGUACUUGUCUGGAAAUAAUAGUUAUCCUUUGCUAACAGAUUCUGAGAUGAUAGUAGUCAAUCACUGUACGGACAGCAUGUAGGUUUUUUGUUGGUGUUGGUGUUGUUGUUUUUAAGUUAGUUGUUUUUUUUUUUUUCUGAUUGAUGACGACUUUAAAAUCCAUCAGUAGCAAGAAAAAGUUCCAAAAAGCUCUUACAGGUUCUAGAGACCUCCCUCCUCAGUUAGAUCUCUCUCCUCAGGCUGCUCUAUUUCUUUUCAGAAUAUUUUUCACUUAAAAAAAAUUAAUUUUUGGUUGAUAAAAAUUUCCAUUUUUAAGAAUGCAGCUAUAUAACAGACUAUUAUCCCAACAGUUAGAAAACAUUAGAAAAUAUUUUGUUUUCUCAAAGUAACAUUUCUUACUCUGCAAUAUGAGGAUUUUCCCUCUGGGUUUCUUCUCCAGUUGAUAUAAUGCAAAACGCCUUCCAUCAGAAAUAAGGCUGGUUAAAGCUGCUUCCAGCCAGUAUCCUAAACUCUGCUUUUGUGUAACUUUGGAAAUCUUAACUUCAUUUCUUUGGUCCUUGGCUGUGUGAUUUGUGAGAGCAAAUGCAAUUCUCAGGUCUGUGAAAUAGAAGUGUAGAGAUCUGGACUGUGAGUUUGGUUAGUUGCUGGCUGUGUGACUUGGGCUAAUUUUCCUAAUCUUCUUUAGUCUUUUACCAUUUCUAUGUUUAGAGAGUCCCUUAAUAUCCAUCCCACUCACCUAACAAGAGCAGGGGAGAGAUCAGUAUGGUGAGUCAACCUGAAUGUGCUUCAUAACCAGCGCAAUGCCACGUGGAGAAAGAGGGAUGAGGGAUAAUUGGCCCCUGCCCAUGCCCAGUGCCAGCACACCUUCUGCCUCCCACCUCAUUUCAGGCCUGAUUCCUCCCAACACACAUAGGCCCCAUGUCCUUAUCUGACUGUUCAUGCUGGUUCCCAUCUGGAAUGCUUCCUUCUCCAUCUUUCUCCUCAAUUCCCAAGCUACUCUAUAUAAUUCACUCUCACAGAGCCAUUUCUGACCGCCACAGCCACCACUGGUCAACCUGUCCCUUCAUUACUUACUAUAAUUAGUCAUAUUAGCAUUUAAUUGUCUCCCUUUCAUUAUGAUUUCUUCCUCUCCUUAAUGAUGGAUAGUAAGUAACUUACCCACUUUUUUUUUUUUUGUAUGUUUUAAGGUGGCAUGCACAGAAAAGUUGCUGUCUGCCCCUCGUAAGUGAUCCAGGGAAGGCUCUCAGUCCAGGGAUUCGAGUGGGUGGGCGAGAGGCUGUGUUGACCAGUUGGUACUAGCUUACAGACUGGGAGUUAAAAAAAAAAACAAAACUAACCAUCCUCCUAACACAGAUGUAUUAGAAUAAAGAGAAAAAAAGGAAGUUAAAACUGGGUUUCUGCAUCCAUUUUUUCUGAGAUAUAGAUAUAGUUCUUCUUCAUACUCUCAAGAUAUGAGAAAAUGGAGGUCUGCAUUGUCACAGCCAGCUCUUACGUAAUUCAGAGAGCUGAUAUUCCAGUGAGUUGGGGGUUUUUUUACGAUUAAAAUGUGAGAGUAAGAAUAUGCAAAUAUUCACUCCUGCAGAUACCUAUUGCGUUCCUCUUAUAUACUGAGCCCUAGGCUAGCUGCCAGGGAUGAUAAGCAGAAAGACAUGACCCUGGCUCAUAAGAAUGCUCCAGUCCAGUGGAAAAGACAGACAAGAAGAUUCAGGGACAGAACAAUGUGCGCUGUGGCAAAGGUGUGCAAAGCAAGUGCCCGGGAAGUUUUGUAGAAAAGGAAUGUGAGCGGAGUUGUGAAAAACUUAGGAUCUAGCCAGGUCAGGAAUGCAGGAAAGACCUUGAAGAUGCAUGGGGAAGUGGUCAAGAGUGAGGUUGGCUAGCAGGAGUGGGGCCGGGUCUGGAGGAGGGCGAUUGCCACUCUGAGAAUGUCUAUUUGGUCUGAAAACCAGAAAGGGCCGUUGAGGGAAUUCAAGUAGAGGAGGUGAAGUGAUCACAUUUGCAUUUUAGAAAGAUCCUGUAUUUUUAAAAUGACUGUUGCAUACAACUAAUCACACUUACACUUUGUCAGUUUUUUCACCAGCAGGUUCUGGCCCACAGGCUUUAGAAGGUAGGAGUGCAGAAAGGGCUGGGAGUAUGCGAAGGACAUUUUUCAAUUUUUGCCCAGGGCCUUCCAAAACAGAACCGGCCAGUGUCCUGAAAAGUCUGAGACCUGAUUGUGUUACCUGGGGCAAGUCACUCCACCUCUCUGAGCCUCUCCUAGUGUAUUAAAUGGAAGAAAGUAUAUUAGGUCAAGUGAAAUCCAACUACUAGUUUAUGACAUAUAUAUAUAUAUUUAUGAAAUAGAAUAUGUCUGGGAAAACACUCCCUGUGUCUUCUUUACUCUCAUACUACUACAUUCACAAUACUUCUAACUCUGGAUGUGUGGGUUUUUUACACAACAAACAAUUCUGCAGUACCAGCUGGGGUCCUACAAUUCAGUUCAGUUCUGACACUAUCAGUCUGGAGUUAGGAUCAAAUCCUGUAAGUUAAGACUUAAGUCCCACAAGACUGUACCACUUUAAGACUCCAGUCACAAGUCUGACCAACGAUAAACCAGGGUUACUAUGACCCCCUCCUUGGGUUCAUUAAUUUGCUAGAAUGGCUCAUAGCAUUUAGGGAAACACUUCUGUUUAACCAGUUUAUUAUAUAACAGAGGAUAUGAUAAAGAAUACAGGUGAAUACCCAGACGAAGAGCUACAUAGGGCAAGAUCCAGAGAGUCCCAAGUACAGGAGCUUCCGUCCCCAUGGAGUUGGGAUGCGCCGGCCUCCUGCCAUAUAGAUGUGUUCACCAGCCUGGAAGCUCUCUGAACCUCGUACUUUGGAGAUUUUAUGGAACUGUCAUAGGUGUGACAUAGGUAUGGAUGGUCAUUAACUCUACUUCUAAGCCCCCCUCCCCCUUCCCGGAGGAUGGGGGACAGGGCUGAAGGUCCCAAGCUUCUAAUCAGAGCUAGGUCUUUCUGGUGAUCUGCCCCCAUCCUGAAGCUAAUCAAGAGCCCACCAAGAGUCACCUGCUUAGAACAAAAGACGCUCCCAUCACCCAGGAAAUUCCAAGGGAUUGAGGAGCUCUGUGUCAGGAACCAGAAUCAAAGGCCAGAUAUUGAGGAGAUGCUCCUCGUGCUCUUAUCACUUAGGAAAUUAUAAGGUUUUUAGGAGCUCUGUACUAGGGACUGGGAGCAGAGGGCAGAGACCAAUAUGUGUAUGUUCUAUUAUUUCACAAAUACAUGGGGGGAAAGCACAUAGUAAGGAUAUUAUUGUUUUCUGAAACUUUUGUCUCGGAUAUAUAUAUAUGCACGUAUUUGCACAUGUGCAUACUAGGUGGUGGUGUGAAUGUAUUUCUAAUUCCAGGAAACAGGGAUUUGAAAACUGAUGGACAAAUAAGCUCCCUUCCUAUUCUAAGACUCUUUGAUUCCCCCCUUAUACUGCUAUUAAGUUGCUGAGGGUUGUUCUAGAAGGGUAUAGGCAGUACUUAACUACUAUUGUGCCCAUGACACUGAGAUACUUAAAUAUGCAUAUAGGUCCUUUUAUAGGGCUUGUCUGUGAAAGUGCUUUCACAUUUUUAUUCUUAAAUGCUGUAGUGUUCUUUCAAGCAGUACUGUAAUGUGAAAGCCUUGCUUUUAACUUUUGUGUUGUCAAUAGCAACACCUAGUGGUAAAAGAGCCCAACUGCAAGUAUCCUGUGGUGAUCACCAAGUCCCAUUUGUAAAUUAUUAAAAACAAACUGGAAACUCACAUUUUUUUUUCCUAUACUGAAAUAUACUUCACAUGAGAAUAAAUAAAGCCUAUGGCUGCAUUAUGGUUUCUUGGAUUUCUUGGAAGCUUUUCAAAUACCCAGAAAUCACUGGUACAAGUGAGGCAAACAUUUAACUAAGCAUACCCUGAUAGAUUAACCGGGAAAUCGUAGUUCAAGAUAUCUACAGCCUUUGGUGCAUUGUUAUUUACACAUGCAUGCCAGAUCUUCAGGGGUUAGCAUGAUGCCUGGCACGUGGUAAUACUCACUAAAUCUUUGUGGGAUGUUUGUAUAUGUAGCUGAAUACUGAGCACAGGGAAAGAUCUCAUGAUCUUUCUGCAGGCACCAGGAACUGGACCUGCUUUCCUCUUUCGAGAACUGUGACCCACUCUUUCCUUUAAGAAGACUUCUUUUCCCUGACACAGCGCUGGAGUGGGAUGUGGUCUCCUCCACCCCUUUCUUCAAUAGAUUCAGAGCGAAUAGCCAGGCCCUUACCUGCUUAUUAGUAGGGAAAUGGCUAAAUCAAACGUGAUGUUGUAUGGCAGUUAAGAGGAAUGAAUUCAAUCUCCAUUCAAUCUCCAAAUAGGCAGUUCUCAUAGAUUGUUGAGUUAAAACAGAAAAUAGAAACUAGACGAUAAAUAUGCAUGCAAUUUAACACUAUUUAUAUAAAAAAUACACCAAUACCACACAUUUUCUAUAGUACGUAUACAGUAUAUGUAUGUGAAAACAUUAAAAAUGAUCUAGAAGGACACACACCAAAUUUGUAAGAGAGGUUACCUCGGAAAGUGGAGAGUGGGAACUUGAAUUGGAAGAAAUCAAAGAUGUUGGCUUUUUUUGUAAUGCUACAGUUAUCUAGCCAUAGACUGUGAAACUAAAAUUCAUUUUCAGAAAAGAUUUUAGUCCUCAUAGAUAACUUGGAAGCCAAAGAAACAUUUGAAGGAGAAAAUUUUAAAUGUGCUUAAGUGUAAAUCACCUGUGGAUAACUGCAGUUAAAUUUUUGUAUUUCUUCAUACUAAUUUAAACAUAUUUAAUUAGAGCAUUCCAUAUAUGGUUUUACAUUAUGAUUUUUCCCACUUAAUGUUAUAUUGGCAGCAUUUUCCCAUGUCACGUGGUUCUUUCAAAAAACAACUUAAAAUGACGAGUAAUCUUCUAUAUCACAAUGUCCCAACUAAUUCUCCUAUUGUUGGACUUUUAGGUUGUUUCUAAUUCUUCACUGUUUAAUUAGUAUACAUUCACUGAGCACUCAGCCUGCUGCGUGGUCAGGACAUGUGCUAGGGAGAUAGUGGUCUGUAAGGUAGACAUAGCCCCUCUCUCAGAGAGCUUUCAGAAUGUAAUGCAGUAAGAAACGUGUGCAGAGACAUUUGCUCACAUUUGGUUUCUUUAGGUUAUACUGUUACUAAGGGAAUGAACAGAUCAAAGGAUAUGGAAUGUCUUAAGACUUCCUAAAUCGUUCCCCAGUAAGGCAAUACUGAUUUAUAUGCACAGCAGUAGACUGUAUCCUACCAUUUCCCAAAAUCUUUGAAAAUAAUUUUAUUUUCCUUUGCUUUUAUUAUGGAAUUGAUCAUUUUUUUCUUCAUGUCUUGGUAAAACUUGCAUGGAUUUUCAGCUUUGUUUCUUCCCAAUAUCUAUGCAUUUCUCAAUGCUGCUAGAGUUAGCUUUCCAGUUUCUUUAUUGUCUGUUUUAUUGCCCCAUAUCUCUGUUUUUUUGCUAUCAGAGCUGACCAUCCAUAUAUUGGUUCUAUUACAAACAGAAAGCAUAGAGGUAAACAAUUAGGAUAUGUAUGUAAUUUAAAAAAUAUAUUAUGGAAAAUCUUAUACAUACUCAAAAGUAAAGAAAAUAAUAAUGAACCCUCACAUACUUAUAUAUCAGAAUCUGUAAACUACCAAGAUCUUUGCCAUAUUUGCUUCAUUUAACUUUAUAUUUGCAUAAAUAUUAUAAAGAAAAUUGCAGACAUUAUGUCAUUUGCUUUUACAGGUGCAUACUAAAUAUUCAUUUGAUCUGUUCUGACAAAUCUUACUUCAGUCUUAGAUGUUAAAACAUCUUUGGGUUCUUGUCCUCUGCUGCUUCUCCAGAGGUGGAGCUUUGCACCCUCUCUUGGAUUAUGCCUUUGCCAGUGACACUGGGGAACUUUCCUCUAAAAUGGCCCACUGUUGAACCCUCUUACACUGCUGCUGGGAAUGCAAGCUGGUGCAGCCACUCUGCAAGAAGUUAAAAAUAGAGCUACCCUACAACUAGCAAUUGCACUACUGGGUAUUUACCCCAAAGAUACAAAU
Messenger RNA from Ailuropoda melanoleuca (giant panda), 7549 nucleotides. It is a transcript of the gene ATG10, whose product is annotated as autophagy related 10. The transcript has 8 exons. Gene Ontology annotation, biological process: protein modification by small protein conjugation; autophagosome assembly; autophagy of mitochondrion. Gene Ontology annotation, molecular function: Atg12 conjugating enzyme activity. Lineage: Eukaryota; Metazoa; Chordata; Mammalia; Carnivora; Ursidae. Bases 158 to 988 code for a protein of 276 amino acids. Gene Ontology annotation, cellular component: cytosol. The record is from RefSeq and is a predicted model, not a curated record.